Molecule: messenger RNA, 1563 nt
Organism: Penicillium samsonianum
Lineage: Eukaryota; Fungi; Ascomycota; Eurotiomycetes; Eurotiales; Aspergillaceae
Exons: 1
Coding region: 1-1563 (520 amino acids)
Cellular component (GO): nucleus
Molecular function (GO): DNA binding
Source: RefSeq, a predicted model, not a curated record
AUGUCCACGCCAUCGAAACGUCCGGCUUUGGGAAUCACGGGGACCCAGAAACAAGCCCUUCGAGUUUGGGCACAAAGUCAGAACCCCCGUCCAUCGCAAUCCCAAUGUUCUGCUUGGUUUGAACAAACCUAUGGACGUAGCCUCUCCCAAUCCACCAUCUCAACAAUCCUCUCCAAAAAGUUCGACCACCUAGAUGCCGGUCCGGCAUCUACCUUAAGACGUCAAUUGGCACCACAAUGGCCUCUCUUGGAGACACCACUUUGUGAAUGGCUCGCGAGUCAAGAACCCGGCUCAACACCCACGGCCGAUAUUAUUAUUACCAAAGCACGCGAAAUCUGGAAUCAAAUUCCGGAAUACCAGACCCUGCCACUUCCUCACUUUAGCAAUGGGUGGUUGAACAGAUUCAAGAAACGAUAUGCCACCCAACUCCAUGAUCGCCAAGAUGGGGUGUCUCCACCUCCACUCCAAGCUGGUCGCAAGGAAAUGAGAGCACUGAAAACGCUAUGUGGUGAAUUCCGUGAAGACGAUAUUUACAACAUGGACGAGACCGGCCUUUUCUGGCGAAAGCCUCCAUUCGGCGAUUCCCCCACUCAGGGCCAAUUGACAACAAACAGGGAAAAUUCCCGCAUCUGUCUCGUGCUCUGUACAAACAGCACUGGGUCAGAUCGGCUGCCCCUUUGGGUCAUCGGACAUACGCAUAUGCCGGAGGCACUGCGCAGGGCGAAUCUCAAAGCCAUGGACUGCAAUUGGCGAUAUCAUCGGCAGGGCUGGCUAACACAAUCGAUCAUGCAAGAAUGGCUGCUCUUCUUCUACGACCAUGUAGGCGAGCGCAGAGUUUUGCUUCUGCUAGAUAAUCAUCCAGACCACCAAGCUGCUGUCGAGGCUACGCCGCCGCCUCCGAAUGUGCAUGUUCAACUGUUCCCCACUCAAACUCGCACUUCGAAUGAGCAGCAGCCGAUCAACUUGGGAAUUUCACAGACUCUCAAACACUAUUAUCGCAAGCAAUGGCUUGCGUACAUUGUGGCAGGUAUGGAAUCGUCCCAAAACCCAGUCCACAUGAUGAGUCUUUAUCACACUAUAUCCUGGGCCACCCGGAGCUGGCGUCACGACGUUGCAAAUGCGAUUAUUUAUAGAGCCUUCCGGAAGAGCAGUUUACUGGACCCGCAGAUCGAUUUCAUCACUGCCCCCAAAUCACCCGAUCUGACAACCCUCUACGAGACUGUAACACGAAACAAUCCUGAUGGUCGAACGGUUACCAGCCUUGAAAAUUUUAUUCAUCCCGUGGACGAGAAUUUCGAAGGUGUAAUAGAUGUCGCCGGGUUUAUCGUUGAAGGUGAACCUACUCUCCAGGAACUGGAUGACGCUAUUGUGUCCAUUCCGCCGUACCAACUUGUACCUCCUGCUGUGGAUGCAGUCAUUGGGAUACAGACGGCCAUCCGAUACUUGGUACAUCAGCCUUGGUCCACCGCGACGGAUCUUCAAGCUCUAGAGAGAAUAGAGAGAAUGAUAAAUCGCCUCGCUAUUGAGGAGCGACGGCAGGCACAUGUUGGUCAUUUUGAUUGA